ACCGAGGCGGCGGGGCGAGGCGAGGCGGAAGUUCGGCGGGCGGGGAAGGGCCCGGGCUGCCCGCGGGCCGCCGCCGGAGCCGGGGCGCUGGGCGCUAUGAGCGAGGGUGGCCCCGCGUCCCCCGGCCGGAGCGGGGCGGCCCCGCCGCCGCCGCCCCCCAGCGACAGGAAGCGGGAGACGCUGGCGGCCGGAUCCCCGAUUCAGCCCAUCAUAAAGGAUGUUGGGGAAAUCUAUUCAAGACUACUGGAUCACAGACCAGUAAUUCAGGGAGAAAUACGUUACUUUGUUAAAGAAUUUGAAGAAAAACGGGGCCUCCGAGAACUACGAGUACUUGAAAAUCUAAAGAACACAAUCUUUGAAACAAAUGAACAUGUUCUUCCUAAGUGUGAGCAGGCCAUGCCUGGCAAUUUGAAUGAAAUAUUCAAGAGAUUGCAAGCUGCCAAUGAAAUGAUGCAUAGACUUCAAGAGAGGGAGCAUGAAGAGAGGAAGCUGGAGGCGGACAAGCUGAUGGCUCGUGAAGAGAAGCGCGCAGCCCACUGGGAGGAAUUCAGGAAAGAACAACAAAACAAACGAGCCGAGGUAGAUGAAGAGCACAGAAGAGCUAUGGAGCGCCUCAAAGAGCAGUAUUCUGAGAUGGAGAAGGAACUGGCCAAAUACAUUUCUUUUUAAGACCUUUCUUUUUUAAUAAUGCUGGGUUUGUGCCAAUACUCUGUUGCUUCUGACUUGAAUUGAGAUUCUUUUGGAAAGCUGAAACAAAGAAGAAAAAAGGAGAAGGUUUAGUAUGGGAAGAAAAGUUUUGCAUACUUUCAACUUAAGUGCCUCCCUAUGCUUGUUUCGUUCAGGGUAAGUGGAAUGCCAGUAUUUCUUCAUUUGUUGAAAGGUGGGACUGGAAAUUACCUUGUGUGACUACAUCAGCUCAGGGAGUUGCAAACUGGAAUUCUCUUCCAUCGUAUCAUUUGGGAAGACAGAGACUAAUGUAACAUUAGCUAUCCCAGUGUACAGCCACAGCCCUUUCCCAAAAAGUCGGUGUAAAAGUUUCCAGCCACUUGGAAAACUGCAACUCCCAUUCAUAGAUUUCAGGAAAACCAACUUGUUUUAUGGAAUACUUUACUUUGAAGCUUCAGCAAUGAAAGGUCUCUACAGACUUUUAAAUCCAGUUGUAAUUCCAACUUUUGGGUUGAGAGUUGGAGUUGAGAUCUAAAUGGUUUUUGCUAACAUAAAAAUGGCUAAAUGAGCUUGGACAACAACUUCCAUUUAUUUUCUCGCCCUGUAAAUGUCUUGGACCUCUCUUUUUAAGCUUCACUGUUCUAAGCAAAGCCAAAACAAACUCAAAAGUAAUCAUGAGAAGCAUAUCAGGCUUUGUAUUAGCUUCGUAGCUAGUACAGUAUUUACCUUAAAUAUUUGCCAUGCUGUUGGUUUACUUAGGAUAAGCUUGUCAGAACUUUAUAGGGCAGGUGAGGAAAGAUUUUUGUUUCUUUGUCAGCAUAACAAGUGAGCAGAUUAGUGGUAAAAUGCCUGUAGUACUGAUCUGUUUUCUUACUAACUGUUACUCUUAACGGGGUUUGUGAAGCUCCUGUAUUGCUUUCCUUUAUUUACAACUUGCAGUUAACACCAGCGUAACUGAAGAAGUUAACUUAAUCAGCUCAUUAACCAAGCAAAAUGAGACACAGUACCUUAAUGAAAUUUGCUGCAAGCUAACCGGUACUACAGGAAAUAUCUUUCCAUAAUUUAACUGGUGUCCAAUAUAGAAUGGAAACAGGUAAAAAUAAACAGAGUUUACGCUUUACCUGUCUUGCAACAGUAAUAUGCCAACAGUGGCUGCUUGUCUGAGUCUAUGGCUUGGUGUCAAGGCUCCGUUCCUGGCAGCAUGUUGAUAGUGUGAUUAAAGUUAGUAGACGAGAUGGAAUAAGUAUUUGAGAUUUCUUUCAAUAACACUGAAUUCUUGCCAAGCUGCUCUGCCCACUACUGUAGGCCAAACAGCUUCAUCAAUCAUCAUACUCUAUCUGGAUUGAAAAGAGGAUUUGCCGACACUGGGGCACGCUGGAAUGCUGUUAAUUCUCUGCUGUGGAUGGAAAAAAUGUAGAUGUCUCAAAAGUAUCCCACACAUGAAAAAUAGGAAAGCCUCUUGUAGAACAACCCCUGUUUGAAUAGAAGGUGACCUCUGUAAUAUUUUUCAGCUUAUGUACCCAUGAUGAAUGUGGUAACUAAGCUCAGACUUUAAUUUAAAAAGAAAAUGUUAGUUCUUGCCCGUCUUUAGAACUGGGUCUGGAAUAGUUUUGAUUGUUUUGAGCACAGCAUGAAGAUGGCUUCUAUCUUACCAGAUUAUUUGAUGUAUAUGCGCUCAAAGCCCGAAUAUCUUUAUAACAAAAUGCAUUUAACUGCAUACUGAAUUAUUUUUUACUUUUGCACUGAUAACUUUUAUUAAGAUAUCUAAUUAACUGUGCACUGGAGCUGUAAAUUUUAGUAUUUCAUCAGUUUGAGGGCUCUUAAGCAAUGAUACAAGUGUUGCAAGUUGGAUAUUCACUGGAAAAUAAAGCUGUAUUUCCAAAAUUG
Molecule: messenger RNA, 2553 nt
Organism: Columba livia (rock pigeon)
Lineage: Eukaryota; Metazoa; Chordata; Aves; Columbiformes; Columbidae
Gene: BLOC1S5
Product: biogenesis of lysosomal organelles complex 1 subunit 5
Exons: 5
Coding region: 97-669 (190 amino acids)
Cellular component (GO): BLOC-1 complex; transport vesicle
Source: RefSeq, a predicted model, not a curated record